Messenger RNA from Chionomys nivalis (European snow vole), 2430 nucleotides. RefSeq names its product TNF superfamily member 13b (gene Tnfsf13b). Bases 181 to 1011 code for a protein of 276 amino acids. Gene Ontology annotation, molecular function: receptor ligand activity; tumor necrosis factor receptor binding. The record is from RefSeq and is a predicted model, not a curated record. Gene Ontology annotation, biological process: immune response. Lineage: Eukaryota; Metazoa; Chordata; Mammalia; Rodentia; Cricetidae. The transcript has 6 exons. Gene Ontology annotation, cellular component: membrane.
UUGAGCAAUCCAUGGAAGGACAGAGCCAGAGAACCUACUUCAGGAUAGCAAAAGAUGGAGAACAGAGAAAGUCAGGAGAGCGCUCCUAGGGGAGCCUCCACAGACACAGAUGACAGGAAAUGACCCACCCCUGUGGUCACUUACUCCAAAGGCACAGACCUUCAAAGUGCUCGUCGUGGAAUGGAUAAGUCUGCUGAGACCCAGCCACCGCGCCCUUCGUUUUGCCCUGAGAAAGGAGAAGAAAUGAAAGUAGGGGGUGUUUCCAUCACUCCGCAGAAGGAGUGCGCCUGGGUUGGGAUCUGCAGGGAUGGAAGGCUGCUGACUGCAACUCUCCUGCUGGCCCUGUUGUCCAGCAGCCUCACGGUGAUGUCCUUGUACCGGUUUGCUGCCCUGCAAGCCGACCUGAUGAGCCUGCGCGCGGAACUGCAGCGCUACCGGGCUGCAGCAGCACCGGCCGCCCCAGGGGCUCCAGGGGCCCCCGCAGGAGCCAAACUCCUGGCACCAGCAGCUGCGCGAGCCCACAACUCCAGCUUCGGCCACAGGAACAGACGCGCUUUCGAGAGUCCGGAGGAAACAGUCACUCAAGACUGUCUGCAGCUGAUUGCAGACAGUGCCACGCCGACCAUACGAAAAGGGUCUUACACAUUUGUUCCAUGGCUUCUCAGCUUUAAAAGAGGAAGCGCCCUGGAGGAGAGAGAGAACAAGAUCGUGGUGAAGCAAACGGGUUACUUCUUCAUCUACAGUCAGGUUCUAUACACAGAUACCAUCUUUGCCAUGGGACACCUCAUCCAGAGGAAAAAAGUGCACGUCUUUGGGGAUGAGCUGAGCCUGGUGACCCUGUUCCGAUGUAUUCAGAAUAUGCCAAGAACACUACCCAACAAUUCCUGCUACUCAGCUGGCAUAGCCAGACUGGAAGAAGGGGACGAGAUUCAGCUCGCGAUACCUCGAGAGAAUGCGCAGAUCUCCAGAGACGGAGAUGGCACCUUCUUUGGGGCCCUAAAACUGCUGUGACCCCCACUUCCUGGACUGCGACCCCUUCCCUCCUUUCUCCUGGACCUCCACAAGAAAAAUGAACAGCUGGAAAUAUCAAAAGACGGGGAAGUCAGCUCCCAAACUUUCCUUGGGAGCCGUUUAGUUUGGUUCACUGAAUCGGGUCCAAAACAGGAGAUUUAACGGACAACCACGAUUAAAACCUAUCAUGUGGGUUAUGCAGCCCGUAGUCCCGUAGUUGUAAAGACAGUCUGUGUCAACACGGCCAAUGCCCUUGCUUCUCAUCUUGGGAAACACACAGUUCAGAAAACAGGAAGAUUUCCUCAGAAGAGGACUUUCGGACUUCGCAGUGAGAAGAGGGUUCGUUUAUAUCUGUAGUCACUGAAGCAUUCCUGCAAAGUCUCAGGAUUUAUCUUUCUUUUCACAUCAAAUAGACUCUUCUUUUUUCCAAUUAAUACUAAGGAAAUUUUUGCUUGUUUGUUUUUUAAAUCUAGGUGUCUUGAACUAGUCAUAGACAAAAAUACUUAGAGGUUCAACUUUGAUCAUUUUAAAAUAAACUUAAUUUAAAAUGUUUAAGCAUCAAAUAAUUGGAUAGAAAAGAGCUGACUAUUGAAGUUUUCCUGGUUUAGGUCAAGUGUGCUAUUGUUUCUAAAACCUUAUCAAAGUCUUUUUCACGGGAGGAAGGCAUCCCCUCAUUUUGGAUCACAUGUGUAUUUUGUAAUAACUCUCAGUUGCUUUGUAAAACGUUAUUGCAGACACCAUCUGAUGAGCACACAGAACCCAUAAUGCAAAACUGUGGUCACUCUCACCAAACCCCACGUUGAGGACGCCUAAUGUGAAACUGUGGUCACGCCCACCAAACCCCACGUCGAGGCCGCAUCUGUAGCAGAGGAAUGAAUGCAUUGUGCCCGUGUCCAGUCCCAUUGCCUGCUGCUGCUGCUGCUGCAGUUCUUGCGAUACAGCCCCGCAGGAAGAUCUGCCUUAUUUGCUCUGUAACAGUUGAGAUUUAAGCAGAGUUCAUAGCAUCUGGCUUCAUACAAGGCACAUACAUGCUCCCAUGAUAACUGUGCCUCAGGGGGGUUCCUCACAGAGAACUGCACUUCACAGAGCUGCAAUGCAUCUCUCGUGGCAUCUGCUUCCUGUGUGUUAGGCCUUGUGUGUCAUUAGCUGCUCCCACUGGAUGCUUCGCUUCACUAAAGAGGAAAUGGAAGAAGAGACAUCUAUUUCCCCAUCGACCUUAAAAUAGUGUAAAGAUGACCUUGCCACAACACAGGAAACAAUUCGAAUCUGCAUCACAAAUCUAAUGUUGCUUAACUCUCCGUUUUCUGUAUCUUUUGUUUUGGGGUUUCAAGUGAGAUGAACUUGGAAGUUUAUUUUGUUUUAUAAAACAGUAAUUAGAAAGCAGAAGUGGUCGGUAGAGAAGGGCAUUGACUCAGAGGA